CGGGCGCGCGGCGCAGCGCGGGAGCGCGCAGCGGCGGCGACUGUUGGGGGGCGGGGAACUUUGGCUGAGGCGGUGGUGGCGGCUUGGGUACAGGCAGCUUGGCGGCGGCGGCGGCUCUUGGUGCAGCUCGGCGCGCGGCCAGCUCUCUGGUUCGGAACGGGACGUUCGGCUUGGCGGACCCCUACGGGGAAAGUUUGCGGUGGACCCGGGACCUUCUUGCCGGCGCGGCCCGGCAUGAAGCUGCGCUAAGGAGCAGCCGCCGCCGCCGCCUGAGGUAGGAGUCGCAGCACCCUGGGCCACGCCGAUGACUACUGCAAACUGUGGCUCCAACGACGAGCUCGACUUCAAACUCGUCUUUGGCGAGGACGGGGUGCCGGCGCCGCCGCCCCCGGGCUCGCGGCCUGCAGAUCUUGAGCCAGAUGAUUGUGCAUCUAUUUACAUCUUUAAUGUAGAUCCACCUCCAUCUACUUUAAAUUCACCACUUUGCUUACCACAUCAUGGAUUACCGUCUCACUCUUCUGUUUUGUCAUCAUCGCUUCAGCUCCAAAGUCACAAAAACUAUGAGGAAACUUGUGAUAUUUCUGAAUCUAAAUAUAGCCCAUUAGGUGGUCCCAAGCCUUUCGAGUGCCCAAGUAUUCAAAUAACAUCCAUUUCCCCUAACUGUCAUCAAGAAACAAAUCCACAUGAAGAUGACUUACAUAUAAAUGACCCAGAAAGGGAAUAUUUGGAAAGGCCUUCUAGAGAUCAUCUCUAUCUUCCUCUUGAGCCAUCCUACCGGGAAUCUUCCCUUAGUCCUAGUCCUGCCAGCAGUAUCUCUUCUAGGAGCUGGUUCUCAGAUGCAUCCUCUUGUGAAUCUCUUUCACACAUUUAUGAUGACGUGGACUCAGAGUUGAAUGAAGCUGCUGCCCGAUUUACUCUUGGAUCCCCUUUGACUUCUCCAGGAGGCUGCCCUGGAGAAGAGUCCUGGAAUCAACAGUAUGGACUCGGAAACUCCUUGUCACCCAGACAGUCUCCUUGCCACUCUCCUAGAUCCAGUGUCACUGAUGAGAACUGGCUGAGCCCCAGGCCAGCCUCAGGACCCUCCUCCAGACCCACUUCCCCCUGUGGGAAACGGAGGCACUCCAGUGCUGAAGUUUGUUAUGCUGGAUCCCUUUCACCUCAGCACUCACCUGUUCCUUCUCCUGGCCACUCCCCCAGGGGAAGUGUAACAGAAGACACCUGGCUUAAUGUACACAGUGGAUCAGGCCUUGGCACAGCACUUUUUCCAUUUCAGUACUAUGUAGAGACUGAUAUCCCUCUGAAAACAAGGAAAACUUCGGAAGAUCAAGCUGCUGUACUCCCAGGAACAUUAGAGCUCUGUGCAGACGAUCAGGGGAGUUCAUCACCAUCACGGGAGACCACCCUAGAGGAUGGCCUUGGAUCUCAGUAUCAUUUAAAGAAAGAUUCAUCUGGUGACCAAUUUCUUUCAGUUCCCUCACACUUUACUUGGAGCAAACCAAAGCCUGGCCAUACCCCUAUAUUUCGCACAUCCUCAUUACCUCCACUAGACUGGCCUUUACCAACUCAUUUUGGACAAUGUGAACUGAAAAUAGAAGUGCAACCCAAAACCCAUCAUCGAGCCCAUUAUGAAACGGAAGGUAGUCGAGGGGCAGUAAAAGCAUCUACUGGGGGACAUCCUGUUGUAAAGCUCCUGGGCUACAAUGAAAAACCAGUAAAUCUACAGAUGUUUAUUGGAACAGCAGAUGAUCGGUAUUUACGGCCUCAUGCAUUUUACCAGGUCCAUCGGAUCACUGGGAAGACAGUUGCUACAGCAAGCCAAGAGAUAAUCAUUGCCAGCACAAAAGUUCUGGAAAUUCCACUUCUUCCUGAAAACAAUAUGUCAGCCAGUAUUGACUGUGCAGGUAUUUUGAAACUCCGCAAUUCAGAUAUAGAACUUCGAAAAGGAGAAACUGAUAUUGGCAGAAAAAAUACUAGAGUACGACUUGUGUUUCGUGUACACAUCCCACAGCCAAAUGGAAAAGUCCUUUCUCUGCAGAUAGCUUCAAUACCUGUGGAAUGCUCCCAGCGGUCUGCUCAAGAACUUCCUCAUAUUGAGAAGUACAGUAUUAACAGUUGUUCUGUGAAUGGAGGCCAUGAAAUGAUUGUGACUGGAUCUAAUUUUCUCCCAGAAUCCAAAAUCAUUUUUCUUGAAAAAGGACAAGAUGGACGACCUCAAUGGGAGGUAGAAGGGAAAAUAAUCAGGGAAAAAUGUCAAGGGGCUCACAUUGUCCUUGAAGUUCCUCCAUAUCAUAACCCAGCAGUUACAGCUGCAGUGCAGGUGCACUUUUAUCUUUGCAAUGGCAAGAGGAAAAAAAGCCAGUCUCAACGUUUUACAUACACACCAGUUUUCAUGAAGCAAGAACACAGAGAAGAGAUUGAUUUAUCUUCAGUUCCACCUUUGCCUAUACCACAUUCUGCCCAGACCCAGAGGCCUUCAGCAGAUCCAGGGCACCCACACGACAGUGUAUUGUCAACACAGAGGAACUUGGUUUGUCCAGUCCAGCAGGCAUAUGCAUCCAUGGUAACCUCAUCCCAUCUACCACCAUUGCAAUGUGGGGAUGAGAAUUCAGGAAAAGAACAGCAGGUGGUAUCUUCUUCAGUUGUACACCAGCCUUUUCAAGUUACACCGACACCUCCUGUGGGGUCUUCCUAUCAGCCUAUGCAAACUAAUAUAUACAAUGGACCAACUUGUCUUCCUGUUAAUGCUGCCUCUAGUCAAGAAUUUGACCCAGUUUUGUUUCAACAGGAUACAACUCUUCCUAGUUUAGUAAAUCUUGGCUGUCAACCAUUAUCAUCCGUACCAUUUCAUUCUUCAAAUUCUGGUUCAACAGGACAUCUCUUAGCACAUACACCUCAUUCUGUGCAGACCCCGCCUCAUCUGCAGUCGAUGGGAUACCAUUGUUCAAAUACAGCGCAAAGAUCUCUUUCUUCUCCAGGGACUGACCAGGUCACAGGUCAGUCUUCCCCUCAGUUGCAACCCAUUACAUACAGUCCUUCACAUUCUGGGUCUGCUACAACAGCUUCCCCAGCAGCUUCUUGUCCCUUGGCCAGCUCACCACUUUCUGGUCCGUCGUCUCCUCAGCUGCAGCCUAUGCCUUACCAAUCUCCUAGCUCAGGAACUGCCUCAUUACCAUCUCCGGCCACCAGAAUGCAUUCUGGAAAGCACUCAAGUCAAGCACAAAGUACAGGCCAGAGAGAUCUUUCUGUACCUUCAUCCUUAAUGUGUCACAAUUUAUGUGAUCCAGCCUCAUUUCCAUCUGAUGGGGCAACUGUGAACGUGAAACAUGAACCUGAAGAUCGGGAACCUAACUUUACAACCAUUGGUCUACAGGACAUCACUUUAGAUGAUGUGAAUGAGAUAAUUGGGAGAGAUAUGUCCCAGAUUUCUGUCUCCCAAGGACCAGGGGUGAGCCAGGAGGCUCCCCUUCCAGGUCCCAAGUCCCUGGAUUUGGGAAGAUCCGACGGGCUGUAGCAGUGCCGCUGUAGCCUUUUGUCGACGGCAACGUCUCAGUGUGCUUCUCUUCGUUGGAUCUUCAGUUUCCAGCUCUGUGGCCAUCAGGACCAGUGCCCGGAGUUGGACUCGGCAUUUUCGGGGAAAGCCUCAUUCCUCCACCUCAGGCCUUGGGUAGAUUUUGUAAAAGAACAGGAACUGCAUAGACUGUUUGUGCUUUGGGAAAAUGAGCUUUGCUUUUUGAUAUUUAAAUAGGAUACUUUUAUAUGAUGGGUGCUCUGAGUGUGAAUGCAGCAAGCUCCAUUUCAGAGAUGCUGCUUUUGCGGGUAACCUGGUUGCUUAUCUGGGGUUGAUGAUUUGUACUGCUUUCUGGUCAUUUGAAGGGCCCUUUAGUUUUGAUGAUAUUUUUAAAAUAAGAACUUUUGAUAAAACCUUCCAGAGGCAAACAAAAUAGAAAAAAAAAAAUUGUCCCAAGCCCACACCUAUGCAUCAGAAACUUAGCAUGUUUCCUGAAGCCUUUCAUAGAUUCAUAGGAAAUGAAGCCAAAUGUAGCUCAUACCUCUUUAUAAAAGCAAACUGUUGUUAGAUAAAACAAGACCAUUCCAUCAUUGAAAUGUUGGAAUAUAAAGACAUUCCAGAACAUAGCAAUUUUGUAACUUUCUAGGUAAUCUUCCUGCAGUCUCUCCAUACUGGCUCCAGGUUGAAGUUGCUUUUUCCCCUUAGGACCUUAGCUGUGUCAGGAGACUUUUGAGAAGUGGGGUUUUAGCUGUUUCCUGCCCUCUUAAAACUGAUAGGCUGUGGAGGACUCCUGGUGUUUGUCCUCUGGCCCCAGAACCUGUUCCUAGUGGCAGCAGCUGCCUUUAGCUGUGCUGUGACCCUUGAAGCCAGUCCCAUAAAGGCUCAAGCAGUUUCUCAGUCCUCACUGUUUGCUAGAGGCCAGGCUGGGUCAGGGGCAAGUACAGACCAGCGCUGUGCAUCAGGACAGGAAGAGAAGGUGCAGGACUUGGAGCGGGAAGGAUUUAAGAUGCACACUGGCUGACUUAGCUUCUGUGGUUUACAACCCAACAUGAUUCUGGUCUACGCAAUCUCGUCUGUAUGACCUGAAAACCAGCCUUUUCCCCAGGUUUUGAGGUCACAUCCAAAAAUGAGAUGGCAUCAUAGACCCAACCCUGGACACCAAAGAUGUCCUGGUGCUGUGGCUGGGGAGGCUAGCGUCCAAGACAGAGCCCAGUAGAACUUCAGCGUGCUAUCUACCAAAGGAGGUGCCCAAACUGGGGACUUUCUCCAAAUCCUGCCCUUACUUCUUUGCUAAUGAGGUUUGUUACCUAAAAGUGUGUUUUCAGAUGGAUAAUAUACUUUAUUUAAGAAGCACAUUUUUUGAAUGCCUCCAUGUCAGAUAGUAUGCUGGACGGUUGAAGACUUAAUGCUUUUAUUCCAGGGAUUAUGGGCCCUACAUGCUAAACACUCUGUUUAAUGAGGCUAAGGGGAUCAACCUGUUGCUCACCACCUCUAGUCAGUGUAAAAGUUCUUGACCAGGAUGAGAAAACAUGUUUAAGGAAAAAAAAAUGUUGUUUUAGAUUUUCCCCCUAUAGCUAGUUAUGGAAAAAUGUCAAUCCUUCAGCAAAUCACUCUAACCUUUCUUGGAGUUCAGCUAAAUAGUCUUUGAAAGUUUUGUGACAUGUAGUGUGUGAUAGGAAAUUUGCUUCAAGACCUGGAGUUGCAAACCCACAGGUUCCCUUGAAGAAGCAGUUGGUUGGCUUCUCAGGUCAAGUUUGAGAGAAGUGACCAGUCUUGCCUCCACCUUCUUGCCCCUGGUUAGCUGCCUCACCUAGGGUUCUUGUAAAAGGUCUCCUUCCAAGACCCUUUGGGGGUUGCUUUGCUUCCCCUAAGAAAGAAGCCUCCAUGAUCCAGAGUUGCUAUGCACCAAACUUUGAUGCCUUUGAAAUACCUUGAUGCCUGUAGCAUUAGAAAUGCUUUCCUAUUUAAAAUAAAGGUUAAAUUUUAAAAUAGAGCUUUGUAUACUAUGUAAGCCAUUUUAUAUCAGCUUUUGUAAAAGCUUCAUGUAAGAGUAUUUUUUGGCUUUGUAAUUUUUGUGCAGCAUAGUAAUGUAAAGGCACACAUCCAUUGGACUAUGCAAAUUGAUUUCUAGUAGCAGCACUGAGCAACUGGGCAUGUGCUAGCAUGAACCCCUUCUCUCUCAAACCCAUGCCAGAUCCUGGGUUGAGGAAUGGAAUGAGUGGCUUUCUGCUUACUGGGGAUGCACAGAAAAACAUGGCUGAAAACAACUGUAAAAGAAACAGGCGUCUUCAGGUUCACAUGUGGUGCUGUUGCCCAGGGUCUAACUUUCUAUCAGACUUUUGCUGGGCAUGGCUUUGAAGCCCUGUUUUUGACAUUCAGAAUAGUUGGUCAUCUUUAAGGCUCAGAUGGGCUCAAGUUGAAACAUUUUAUAAAAAUGGAUGCUGAGUAAAGAAAUGGUUCUCAGUUAUGUUUACAGCACUUGGGAUUGUGUUUUCUUGUACAUUUUGUAUUUUCAAACCUUUUACAUGAGUGCAGCGCUCCUUGCACAAACACAAAGGGAAAAAGCCAGCGGUUCCGGCUCCUCAGUUGUAGUGCUGAAAUAAUAAAUGGUGACAGGUUGA
Messenger RNA from Ochotona curzoniae (black-lipped pika), 6129 nucleotides. It is a transcript of the gene NFATC3, whose product is annotated as nuclear factor of activated T cells 3. Gene Ontology annotation, cellular component: transcription regulator complex. Gene Ontology annotation, molecular function: transcription factor binding; RNA polymerase II cis-regulatory region sequence-specific DNA binding; DNA-binding transcription factor activity, RNA polymerase II-specific. Gene Ontology annotation, biological process: regulation of transcription by RNA polymerase II; cytokine production; calcineurin-NFAT signaling cascade. The coding region runs from base 305 to 3511 and encodes 1068 amino acids. The record is from RefSeq and is a predicted model, not a curated record. Lineage: Eukaryota; Metazoa; Chordata; Mammalia; Lagomorpha; Ochotonidae. The transcript has 10 exons.